GCGAGUACCUUUGCCAAUUUCCAAAAAGAAACCCAUAGAACUAGUAGUAUCUAGUGUCUAUCUGGAACUCCCCCUUUCAGUAUCUCACUCUCAUUUCUUUCACAUUUCUUGAUUUCUAGGGUUUUAUUCUCCUGCAAGUAACACAACAACCUCAGUCUCCCCGCAAGAAUGGCGGCACCAUCAGUCCUCCCCGCACGCUCCAACACCAAAACUGAAACCUUCGUAGACAACAAACGCACAGAAGACAUCCGUCAACAAAAUAUCGCCGCCGCUCAAUCCGUAGCUGACGCAGUCCGCACUUCCCUGGGUCCAAAAGGCAUGGACAAAAUGAUCCAAACAGCAUCAGGUGAAGUUAUCAUCACCAACGAUGGCGCAACAAUCCUUAACAAAAUGGACGUCCUUCAACCAGCCGCCAAGUUCCUGGUACAACUCUCUAAAUCUCAAGAUACUGUCGCUGGUGACGGAACAACCACUGUCGUUGUCCUGGCUGGCGCCCUUUUAAAGCAAUGCUCUUUAUUACUCUCUCAUGGUAUUCACCCCACUGUUAUCUCCGACUCCCUUCAUAAAAUAUCUACCCACGCUGUUGAUGUGCUUACUUCCAUGGCUGUUCCUUUGGAGCUUUCUGAUCGAGAUUCGCUUGUUAAGUCGGCCUCCACCUCGCUUAAUAGUAAGGUUGUUAGUCAGUAUUCUUCUCUUUUAGCUCCUCUUGCUGUUGAUGCUGUUUUAUCUGUUGUUGAUCCUGGGAAGCCUGAUAUGGUUGAUUUGAGGGAUAUUAAGAUUGUUAAGAAGCUUGGUGGGACGGUUGAUGAUACUGAGAUGGUUAAGGGCUUGGUUUUUGAUAAGAAGGUUUCGCGCUCCGGUGGAGGGCCUACUAGGAUGGAGAAUGCUAAGAUUGCUGUCAUUCAGUUUCAGAUUUCCCCUCCUAAGACGGAUAUUGAGCAGAGUAUUGUCGUUUCUGAUUAUACGCAGAUGGAUCGGAUUUUGAAGGAGGAGAGGAAUUAUAUUUUGGGGAUGAUUAAGAAGAUUAAGGCCACUGGCUGUAAUGUGCUUUUGAUUCAGAAGAGUAUUUUGAGGGAUGCUGUCACCGAUUUGUCAUUGCAUUACUUGGCUAAGGCCAAGAUUUUGGUUAUUAAGGAUGUUGAGAGGGAUGAUAUUGAGUUUAUUACUAAGACUUUGAACUGUUUGCCUAUUGCCAAUAUAGAGCAUUUUAGGGCGGAGAAGCUGGGUUAUGCUGAGAUGGUUGAGGAGGUCUCUGUUGGGGAUUCAAAGAUUGUGAAGAUCACUGGGAUUAAGGAUAUGGGGAGGACUACAACUGUUCUGGUUCGAGGAUCGAAUCUGUUGGUGCUAGAUGAGGCUGAGAGGAGUUUGCAUGAUGCUUUGUGUGUUGUCAGAUGUUUGGUUAGCAAGAGGUUUUUGAUUGCAGGUGGUGGGGCGCCGGAGAUUGAACUCUCCAGACAGCUGGGGGCAUGGGCCAAAUCUCUGCAAGGAAUGGAAGGCUAUUGUGUUAAGCAUUUUGCUGAAUCUCUGGAGGUUAUCCCUUACACCUUGGCUGAAAAUGCGGGUUUGAACCCCAUUGCUAUUGUUACUGAGUUGAGAAAUAAGCAUGCCCAAGGAGAGAUAAAUGCUGGGAUCAAUGUGAGGAAGGGGCAGAUCACUAAUAUCUUGGAGGAGAAUGUGGUUCAGCCUUUGCUUGUCAGUACAAGUGCGAUUUCCUUGGCAACAGAGUGUGUUAGGAUGAUUUUGAAGAUUGAUGACAUAGUGACAGUGCGAUAGACUUAAUUACAUGGUAUGAUUUUGCUGGAAAAAAAUGCUGAAUUGUUUUUUAUUUUCUCUUUUAGGAUAUCAAUCUGGCGAUGUUGCCUACUUGAGUAGCUAUGGUUUAGUGGGCAAUUUUUGAGUGCUGUUAUCUGUGUUGACAUUUUGUUUUUACUUUGAUGUGCUAUGUUUUUUGUUGAA
This is a messenger RNA of Beta vulgaris subsp. vulgaris (sugar beet), 1956 nucleotides long. RefSeq names its product T-complex protein 1 subunit delta. The record is from RefSeq and is a predicted model, not a curated record. The transcript has a single exon. Lineage: Eukaryota; Viridiplantae; Streptophyta; Magnoliopsida; Caryophyllales; Amaranthaceae. Gene Ontology annotation, molecular function: ATP-dependent protein folding chaperone; ATP binding; ATP hydrolysis activity. Gene Ontology annotation, cellular component: chaperonin-containing T-complex. The coding region runs from base 169 to 1773 and encodes 534 amino acids. Gene Ontology annotation, biological process: protein folding.